CUAUGUCGCUGUCCCACUUGUACCGGGAUGGGGAAGGCCACAUGGAUGAGGAUGAGGAUGAACACGAGAAUUUUGAGAUCACCGACUGGGACCUCCAGAAUGAGUUCAACCCCAAUCGGCAGCGUCACUGGCAGACCAAGGAAGAAGCCACCUACGGGGUGUGGGCAGAGCGAGACUCGGAUGAAGAGAGGCCCAGUUUUGGAGGCAAACGGGCCCGGGAUUACUCUGCACCCGUCAACUUCAUCAGCGCGGGGCUCAAGAAAGGGGCGGCUGAGGAGGCGGAGUUGGAAGAUUCUGAUGACGAGGAGAGACCUGUGAAGCAGGAGGACUUCCCUAAGGAUUUUGGACCAAAGAAGUUAAAAACGGGUGGCAAUUUUAAACCCAGCCAGAAAGGUUUUGCAGGAGGUACCAAGUCGUUCAUGGACUUUGGCAGCUGGGAAAGACACACGAAAGGGAUUGGACAGAAGCUGCUUCAGAAGAUGGGCUACGUCCCAGGGAGGGGCCUGGGGAAGAAUGCACAAGGUAUAAUCAAUCCGAUUGAAGCCAAACAGAGAAAGGGCAAAGGGGCUGUGGGGGCUUACGGCUCGGAGCGCACCACUCAGUCCCUGCAAGAUUUUCCAGUCGUGGACUCCGAUGAGGAAGCUGAAGAGGAGUUCCAGAAGGAGUUGAGCCAGUGGAGGAAAGACCCCAGUGGGAGCAAGAAGAAGCCCAAGUACUCUUACAAGACAGUGGAAGAGCUGAAGGCCAAAGGCAGGAUCAGCAAGAAGCUCAGCGCCCCCCAGAAGGAGCUUUCUCAGGUCAAGGUCAUAGACAUGACGGGCCGCGAGCAGAAGGUCUACUACAGUUACAGCCAAAUCAGCCACAAGCACAGCAUUCCUGACGAUGGGCUGCCCCUGCCGCCGCCGCUGCCCACCAAGGAGGCCAAGGCUCCGGGCUUCGCGCUGCCUGAGCUGGAGCACAACCUGCAGCUGCUCAUCGACCUCACAGAGCAGGAGAUCAUCCACAAUGACCGGCAGCUGCAGUAUGAGCGUGACAUGGUGGUCAACUUGUCCCAUGAGCUGGAGAAGACGGCCGAGGUGCUACGGCAUGAGGAGCGUGUCCUCUCCAACCUCAGCAGGGUCCUGGAGCUGGUGGAGGGGUGUGAGCGGCGGAUGCAGCCCCACUGCAGUGACCCGCUCUCCCUGGAUGAGUGCGCUCGCAUCUUCGAGACCCUGCAGGACAAGUACCACGAGGAGUACAGGAUGGCUGACCGUGUGGACCUGGCCGUGGCCAUUGUUUACCCCCUCAUGAAGGACUACUUCCGGAACUGGGACCCCCUCAAAGACUGCACAUAUGGCACCGAGACCAUUUCCAGGUGGAAGCGCCUGCUGGAGAAUGACCAGAUCUUGUCCCACGGUGGCCAGGAUCUCUCGGCGGACGCCUUCCACAGGCUUAUCUGGGAAGUCUGGAUACCUCUUGUCCGGAAUAUCAUACCGCAGUGGCAACCAAGGCAGUGUGACCCGAUGGUGGACUUCCUGGACAGCUGGGUGCACAUCAUCCCUGUGUGGGUCUCCGACCAUAUCCUGGACCAGCUCAUCUUCCCCCGAUUGCAGGAGGAGGUGGAGAACUGGAACCCACUGACGGACACGGUGCCCAUCCACUCAUGGAUCCACCCAUGGCUCCCCCUCAUGCAGGUGCGGCUAGAGCCGCUCUACGCCCCCAUCCGCAGCAAGCUGUCCAGUGCCCUGCAGAAGUGGCACCCCAGCGAUGCCUCAGCCAAGCUCAUCCUGCAGCCCUGGAAGGAGGUCUUCACCCCUGGCUCCUGGGAGGCCUUCAUGGUCAAGAACAUUGUGCCCAAGCUGGGCAUGUGUCUCGGGGAGCUUGUCAUCAACCCCCACCAGCAGCACAUGGAUGCCUUCUACUGGGUCAUGGAUUGGGAAGGCAUGAUCUCCGUCUCCAGCCUGCUCGGCCUCCUGGAAAAGCACUUCUUCCCCAAGUGGCUUCAGGUCUUGUGCUCCUGGCUCAGUAACAGCCCCAAUUACGAGGAGAUCACCAAGUGGUACCUGGGCUGGAAGUCCAUGUUCUCAGACCAAGUGCUGGCCCACCCAUCUGUCAAGGACAAAUUUAAUGAGGCACUGGACAUCAUGAACAGGGCUGUUUCCUCCAAUGUUGGUGCCUACAUGCAGCCCGGGGCGCGGGAGAACAUCGCCUACCUCACCCACACAGAGCGGAGGAAGGAUUUCCAGUACGAGGCCAUGCAGGAGCGGCGGGAGGCUGAGAACAUGGCCCAGAGGGGCAUCGGGGUGGCUGCCAGUUCAGUGCCCAUGAACUUUAAGGAUCUGAUACAGACAAAGGCUGAGGAGCACAACGUGGUCUUCAUGCCAGUUAUUGGGAAGCGGCACGAGGGGAAGCAGCUCUACACCUUCGGCCGCAUCGUCAUUUACAUCGACCGUGGUGUGGUCUUUGUCCAGGGUGAGAAGACCUGGGUGCCCACCUCCCUGCAGAGCCUGAUUGACAUGGCCAAGUAG
Chrysochloris asiatica (Cape golden mole) is the source of this 2507-nucleotide messenger RNA. It is a transcript of the gene TFIP11, whose product is annotated as tuftelin interacting protein 11. Gene Ontology annotation, cellular component: U2-type post-mRNA release spliceosomal complex. Gene Ontology annotation, molecular function: nucleic acid binding. The record is from RefSeq and is a predicted model, not a curated record. Bases 3 to 2507 code for a protein of 834 amino acids. Gene Ontology annotation, biological process: spliceosomal complex disassembly. Lineage: Eukaryota; Metazoa; Chordata; Mammalia; Afrosoricida; Chrysochloridae. The transcript is spliced from 11 exons.